CAGUCCACAACAGGGGGAAAGAGUUCAAGUCAGAAUGCCGCUCCGUCUGGACAUCAAACGCAAGCUCUCUUCGCGCUCCGAGCGCGUUAAGAGCGUGGAUCUACACCCCACAGAGCCAUGGGUGCUCUCGGCUUUGUACUCAGGUAGCCUCAUGAUCUGGAACUACGCCACGCAGUCGCUAGUCAAGACGUUAGAGGUGUCGUCCCUUCCUGUCCGCAACGCCAAGUUUGUGGCCCGUAAGCAGUGGAUCAUCGCCAGUAGCGACGACAUGCAAGUGCGUGUCUUCAACUACAAUACCAUGGAGAAAGUGACGAGCUUCGAGGCCCACAGCGACUACAUCCGCCACAUCGAAGUGCACCCGACACUGCCGUGCUUCCUCACGUGUGCUGACGACAUGACUAUCAAGCUCUGGGACUGGGAUAAGAACUUCAUGUGCUCUCAGGUGUUUGAGGGCCACGGCCACUACGUCAUGAUGGUCAAAUUCAACCCCAAAGACGCUCACAGCUUCGCCAGCGCCUGUCUGGACCGGACGGUGCGCGUCUGGGGCCUCGGCUCCAGCCACGCCCACUUCUCACUCGAGGGACACGAGCGAGGAGUCAACUGUGUGGCCUAUUACCCUGGAGGAGACAAGCCUUACUUGCUCUCGGGCAGUGACGACCGUACCGUCAAAGUCUGGGACUAUCAGACUAAGGCCAUUGUACACACUCUGGACGGCCACGGGAACAAUUUGACGUCAGUGCUGUACCAUCCGAGACUGCCGCUCAUCAUCUCAGCCUGUGAAGACGGCGCUGUGCGGAUGUGGCACUCGACGACGUACCGUGCGGAGACUACGCUUAAUUACGGGAUGGAACGCAGUUGGUCCCUUGCAGCUUUACCGUCAGCUAAUACGCUGGCUAUCGGUUACGAUGAAGGCACAAUUGUGCUGCGUCUUGGACAUGAUACGCCCGUCGUCAGUAUGGACGCUGGAGGUAGCGGAAAACUCAUCUGGACGACGAAUAAUGAAGUCCACACGGCCAGUAUCAAGGGUGUGGUAGCGGAAAUGGGUCUGCAGGACGGAGAGAAGCUGCCACUGGUCUCCAGAGACCUUGGAAGCUGCGAAGUGUACCCUCAGAAGGUGCAACACAACAGCAACGGUCGCUACGUGGUAGUCUGCGGUGACGGCGAGUACAUCAUCUACACGGCUCAACAGCUUCGUAACAAGGCGUUUGGAGCUGCUCUGGACUUCUGCUGGUCGCCUACAGGGACUGGUGACUACGUCGUGCGCGAGAGCAUCUCGAAACUCACAUUGUUCCGCAACUUUAAGGAGGUGAAGAGUGAGAAGCCACGCGUGCUGUCUGCCGAGGGUCUGUUCGGUGGUACGGGCGCUAUCGGCGUUAAGGGCAACGAUGCCAUCGCCAUGUUCGACUGGGAAGAGCUGCGCCUGAUCCGCAAGAUCGACGUGGUCGUCAAGAACGUCUUCUGGUCCGAGAACGGCAGUCUGGUCGUACUCGCGUGCGAGUCGAGCUUCUUCGUGCUGCGAUACAACAAGGAGCUGGUGGCUCAGGCUUUCGCUGCCGGUACAAACUCACCCGAGGAAGGUGUCGACGGCGCCUUUGACCUGUUGCACGAAAUCUCAGAGAAGGUUGGCACAGGCACGUGGGUUGGCGACUGUUUCCUGUACACCAACGCUGGAGGGCGACUCAAUUACUACGUGGGUGGUGAGGUGAUGACACUGGCUCACCUGGAGCAGAAGAUGUACUUGCUGGGGUAUCUCCCACGCGAGAAUUUGGUCUUCCUCAUGGACAAGAUGAAGAACGUGGUGAGCUACACAGUGUCGCUGGUGAUGCUAGAGUAUCAGACUGCGGUGGUGCGUCGAGACUUUGAGAGCGCGAACGCGAUUCUGCCCAAGAUCCCGGCCGAUCAGAUGGACUACGUGGCUCGCUUCCUCGAGUCUCAGGGUUUCAAGGAGGAAGCUCUAGCUCUUAGUACGGAUCCGGACCAGAAGUUCGAUCUAGCUGUACAGCUCGCAAAGUUGGACGUGGCGCGUGACAUUAUGCUACAGGAGAUCGACAAGGGAGACAAGGCCAAGGACAUGGACAUCGAGACGCAGCACAAGUGGAAGCAGCUGGGCGAUCUUGCCUUGAAUGACUGUCAGCUUGCUCUGGCCGAGGACUGUGCGCUGCGUGCGGAUGAUUUCAGUCUGCUGCUGAUCCUGUACACGAGUCGCGGAGACAAGGACGGUCUUGUGCGCCUGGCUGGUCUUGCUCGAGAGAAGCGUCGCUACAACAUCGCGUUCAUCUGCUGGCUGCUACUGAGCAAGACGACGGAGUGUGUGGAGGUGUUGAAGGAGACGAAAAGAUUCCCGGAAGCUGCGUUCUUCGCUCGUAGCUACUGUCCUUCCAAGAUGCAGCUGGUGAUGGACAAGUGGCGUGAAGACUUGGCUGCUGUGAGCUCUCGUGCUGCCAAGGCGCUGGCCGAUCCCACACGCAACGCUGACUUGUUCGAGAAUUUGGAGUUAUCGAUGCAGGCGGAGGCGACGCUGCUGGCCCAGAAUGGAGGGGAAGAGGCCAACGCUCCUGCUGUCUCGUACUUGGCCAAGAAGGAAGUGCUUGAGAGCGAGAACAUCCUCGAGUUGAUUCUUAGUGGCGGGGCUGCGGCUGCGUUUACUGUUGCUGCCAGCAGUACGUCGUUCCAUGAUGCGAGUGCAGAGGCUGAAGCUCAGGCACAGGCCAUAGUGCAAGCUCAAGCUGAAGCGGACGCGGAAGCUCAAGCCUUAGCACAAGCACAAGCAGAGGCGCAGGCUCAAGCUCAAGCGGAGGCGGAAGCUCAGGCUCAGUCUUUAGCUGCAGCGCAGGUACAGGCCGAGGCUGAAGCUGCUGCGGCUGCUCAAUUGGCUUACGAGCAAGCGCAAGCUGAAGCGCAAGCGGCUGCAGAAGCGGAGGCCCAACGUCGCGCAGAGGAAGAGGCAAGACAGCGGGCCGAGGCUGAAGCACAAGCUCGUGCUAUGGAGGAAGCUGCACGAUUGCGUGCCGAGCAGGAAGCCGCUGCUGCACAGGCCCAAGCUGAAGCAGAGGCGGAGUUACAGAGACAGCAACAGGCUGCGAUGUCCAGCAGCUUCGGCAGUGGUGACAAUGGCUUUGGAUUUGCUGCGUCGUCGGGCUCGAACGAGUUUGGAUUCAGCAGUCAAGAAGCUUUCUCGUCCUCGCAGACUUCGGAUUUUGGGAUGACUACAACCACUACGACAACGACGGGAACAACUGGUGAAUUGCUAGACUUUGAAUUGGACAACGCAGACAUCCAGUUCGAGGACGACGACGACGCCGACUGGGGCGAGAUGUAAGAAGCCUUCAGGAUGCCACCUUGUAUCGUUCUUCAUUAAAACAUUCCAAUAAAGCGUACUGGAAAUCAAUGUUUCAUGAUAAAAUACUACAGUAGUAGUACCAAAAACCAUCAAGAAUUCAUGUAAAAUCAAUUUCGUAUCCAU
Molecule: messenger RNA, 3463 nt
Organism: Phytophthora nicotianae INRA-310
Lineage: Eukaryota; Oomycota; Peronosporomycetes; Peronosporales; Peronosporaceae
Exons: 2
Coding region: 35-3319 (1094 amino acids)
Biological process (GO): retrograde vesicle-mediated transport, Golgi to endoplasmic reticulum; intra-Golgi vesicle-mediated transport; intracellular protein transport
Cellular component (GO): COPI vesicle coat
Molecular function (GO): structural molecule activity; protein binding
Source: RefSeq, a predicted model, not a curated record